AUGGAGGCGGCGGGGCCGGCGGAGGAGGCGCUGGUGCUGGUGGAGUACGGCUUCGAGUACCGCGCCAAGGACGGCACCUUGGUCUCCAUCAAACCCAACGAGCGCUAUGUGCUGCUCAAACGCACCAACCCGCACUGGUGGCACGUCCGCAGGAGCGGGGACGCCCGGCCCUUCUACAUCCCGGCCCAGUACGUGAAGGAGCUGCCGCCCAUCGCUGCCCCAGCCCCGCUUGACCCCCCGCCAUCGGGACACGCUGCGACAGAGCCGGCCGCGCUCGUCCCUCAGCCCCCGCCAGCCUACGAGUAUCGGUUCAUCGGCGCCGCCGAGCCGGGGGAGCCGGCAGGAGGAUGCCCGGUGCCCAGGAGGGACUCGGUGCUCCAGGAUUCGGUGCCCAGGAAGGACUCGGUGCCCAGGAGGGACUCGAUGCUCCAGAAGGAUUCGGUGCCCAAGAAUGUCUCGGUGCCCAGGAAGGACUCGGUGCUCCAGGAUUCGCUGCCCAGGAAUGUCUCGGUGCCCAGGAAGGACUCGGUGCCCAGGAGAGACUCGGUGCCCCAAAGGGACUCACCACCAUCACUCAGCUCUUUUCGGGUCCCACACCCGGCCGAGCCCGUGAGACCCUCGCACUCCCUGGAUGACCUGGCGCGGGUGACUCCGGCACUUCGCGGUGCCACUGCUGCCAUGGGGACACGCGGGGACCCCCCAGGACACGCUCGGCCGCUCGGGAAGAGCCGCUCCGAGACCCUCUGCGCCCCCGGCAAGGACAGGGACGCGGCCAGGAGGUGGCCGGGGGCCGGCCCCGCGGCUCAGGCACGCACGGAGUCAGAGGAGACACCUGAUCCCAUCUACCUCAACAUCCAGGAGCUGCGGGCAGAGGCCGCCGCCAGCUCGGCCCCAGAGGAGCCCAGCAGCUCCGUGUCGGACUGGGAAACCCACACGGACACGGACAGUGGACAUUUGUUUUAUUACAACCCCGUGACGGGCGAGACCACGUGGGAUUGUCCCUUCGGGCAGGCGGCCGACGGAGUGAGUGCCGGCGCCUCUCCCGCCUCCUCGCUCGCACACAGCCCGGAGCUUCCCGCGUGGGAACAGCACGUGGACCAAGGAAGCGGACAGACUUUUUUCUAUAAUUCGGUGACAGGUGAGACGUCGUGGGACCCCCCCAGCGCAGGAGACACGGGCAGCCCCCGGGAGAGGCUCCCUGGGGGGACGCGGUACGGUCCCAUGGAGCAGAGGCCACCCACUCCAGAAACAGAUUAUCCAGACCUGUCUCCAGAUGAGCUGGAGUGUUAUCCUGAGGAGGACUAUUCACCUGUGGGCUCCUAUGACCAGAGGGCCUCUCUGUGCCUGUCCCCGAGGCGCCCCGAGGAGCUGGGCUCAUCCCCAGGCUGGUACGGGCACAGCCACCCCGAGGGACUCGUGUUCUACCCCGAGCACUUCGCCCCUGACACGGUGCCGUCCCGCCACGAGCGGGCCAGCAGCGGCUCCAGCCAGGACAGCGGGCUCUCCGCCUGGCACAGCCCCGUGUCACCAGCCCCAGGCAGCAGGGAGGAGAAGUUUAAAAGCCUCGAAAAAGCCGGGGUGCUCAACAGGACCAAGACAGUGGACAGAGGGAAGCGGCUCCGGAAGAACUGGAGCUCCUCCUGGACAGUGCUGGAAGGGGGAAUCCUCACCUUCUUCAAGGACUCCAAGCACUCAGCUGCCAGUGCCUUGAGGCACCCCAGCACCCUGACCACCCCCGAGCACACAGUGAAGCUGCGCGGGGCCACCCUCACCUGGGCCGGCAGGGACAAGUCCAGCAAGAAGAACGUCCUGGAGCUGAGGACGCGGGAGGGCUCGGAAUUCCUCAUCCAGCACGACUCGGAGCAGAUCAUCACCGCCUGGCACAAGGCCAUCGCCGACAGCAUCGGCCGCAGGGGCUCCGACAUCUCCGCAGAGGACGAGGCCGAAAUUCGGGCUGAGUUCGGCUCCCGGGAGAAGCUGGGGGGCGGCGAGGAGCGGAGGGCAGCGGCAGGACAGGCGACGGGCAGUGCCGAGAGUGACACCAACCGGGUCCGGAACAAACUCCGCAAGUUCCUGCAGAGGCGGCCGACGAUGCAGUCCCUGCGGGAGAGGGGCUACAUCAAGGACCAGGUUUUUGGCUGCUCGCUGCUGGCACUGUGCGAGCGGGAGCGAGGGACGGUGCCGCGCUUUGUCCUGCAGUGCAUCUGGACCGUGGAGAGGAGAGGUCUGGACAUUGAUGGGCUGUACCGGGUCAGCGGCAACCUGGCCACCAUCCAGAAGCUGCGCUACAAGGUGGAGCAUGACGAGCAGCUGGACCUGGAUGACGGGCGCUGGGAGGACAUCCACGUUGUCACCGGGGCACUGAAGCUCUUCCUGCGGGAGCUGCCAGAGCCACUCGUACCCUUCAGCCACUUCGACAAGUUCAUCGCUGCCAUCAAGAUCCAGGACCUGUCCCUGCGGGGCCAAUGCAUCCGGGACCUGGUGCUGUCCCUGCCACCCGCCCACCAUGACACCAUGAAGGUCCUUUUCCGCCACCUCUGCAGGGUGGUGGAGCACAAGGAGGAGAACCGCAUGUCGGUGCAGAGCGUCGCCAUCGUCUUCGGCCCCACGCUGCUGCGGCCGGCCAGCGAGGAGAGCAACAUGGCCAUGCACAUGGUCUUCCAGAACCAGGUGGUGGAGCACAUCCUCAACCACUAUGGAUACAUCUUCCCUGAUGGAUAAACCCUGGGGACACGUGCAGGCACGAGCCUGGCAGUGGGGACUUGAUGGAGCAGCGUCUCCAGGAAGGACUUGGCCACGUGUCACCUCGGUGGUGGCUUCAUGGAGGGCAGCGCAGUGACCCGGCUCAAGGGAGGGGCACCUGAGGGGAUCCUCCUUGGCCACCCCAUCCCACUGGGGCUGGAUGUGAGGGGGGCUCUGGGGGUCCCCAUGGUCA
Melozone crissalis (California towhee) is the source of this 2935-nucleotide messenger RNA. RefSeq names its product Rho GTPase activating protein 27 (gene ARHGAP27). The transcript is spliced from 15 exons. The coding region runs from base 1 to 2721 and encodes 906 amino acids. Gene Ontology annotation, cellular component: cytoplasm. Gene Ontology annotation, biological process: regulation of GTPase activity; signal transduction. Lineage: Eukaryota; Metazoa; Chordata; Aves; Passeriformes; Passerellidae. The record is from RefSeq and is a predicted model, not a curated record. Gene Ontology annotation, molecular function: protein binding.